GCUUGCAGGCCCUGCUUGCCUGUCUGCCUCCUAGUGCUGCAAUGCACAACGAAGUGGUGGAUGUACAAUAAUCCAAGCAAAACCCAUUGUGGUUCUGAUGAAAGGGAGACUAAUACACAAUUGGAGUCGGUGUUUUCCAGAAAGACUAAUGGGUGAUGCCGUAAGCUACUAUAACAGCCCCGCUCUGCUCCUCACAGGCUGCUGGCAGAUAUCUGAGUGGCGGGUCAAGCCUGAUUUGGCGUAGAGGUACGACAUUCCACAGGUGUGGGCUCAUGAACUGGGAUCUCUUUAACCGCUGGGGGGGUAUGACGGGCAACGGGCUGUAUAAAACAGCGACUGAGGUGACAAUCAGGGUAGUGCUAACUUGGUGGAGCAGUGAAGCAGUGAAGUGAAGUGCAGCAAACCACCGAGUGGCCCUGCUUGAGUAUUUCCUUCACCUUCCAUCAGAAAAGCCAGAAGAAACGCGGUUGCUGCCGCCAUCAUGAGCCGCAGCCCAGAUAGGAUCUCGUCCUACCGCCGACACUUCGAGGACAGCAGCAGCUCAUCCUACCAGGUCAGGGUGACCAGCCCGUCCCCCGCCAGGAGAGACACCCGUCAUGCCUCCGCCGGUUACUGCUGCCAAGCCGGAGGCGGCGGCAUGCGCGCGGAGUCAGCGGGCCGGAGGACUACCUCGGCUGCACGAAGGCCCCGCAUGGCAGGCGCAGGGGCGAGUGCUGGAGCCUUGGUCUGUGUGGGGCCAAGUGGAGAACUUCCUAUAGAUCUGGAUGUGGCUUCAGCCGAAAAUCAAGAAUUCCUCAACACCCGCACAACUGAAAGACAGGAGAUGGUCGUCCUCAAUGACCGACUGGCUGUAUACAUUGACAAGGUUCGCUCACUCGAGCAGCAGAACAAGCUUCUGGAGGCGGAGAUCGAGGCCUACCAGAACCGCUUUGAGAGUCCAUCAGGUCUGCGCCUCUUGUACGAGGAGCAGCUGAGGGAGCUCAAAAAGAUUGCCGACCAGAUGAGAGUUCAGCGGAACAUUUCCUUGGUGGCUAAGGAGUCCACAGCUGGUCAACUGGAGGCCAUCAAAAUCAAAUACGAGGAGGCAGUGGAGCUGAGGAGGAAAGCUGAGUUAGACAUUGAAACCUUCCGUCCAGAUGUUGACAAAGCCACCUACUCACGCAUUGCAUUGGAGAAGAAGCUGGAGCAGAUGGAAGUGGAAAUUGAGUUCUUAAAACGGGUCCAUCAACAGGAAAUUGAGGAGCUCAUGAAACAGAUUUACUCAGCUCACGCAUCAGCUCAGAGUGCGUUCGCCCUGCCUGACCUGGCUGCUGCUUUGAAACAAAUCCAAACGCAGUACGAUGACAUCGCAGCCAAAAAUCUCCAGGAGAUGGAUGCAUGGUAUAAAAACAAGUUUGAAGAUCUAACCAGUAAGACGUCAAGGCACGUGGAUACGGUGCGAAGCAUUAGAAAUGAAAUUGCAGGUGCCAAAAAGGAUAUUCAAAGCAAAAACCGUGACUUGGAUGCACUGAGGAGCAAAAAUGAAGCUCUUGAGGCCCAGAUCCGAGAGGCACAGGAGAAGUACAAGAAGGAAGUAGAAGACCUGCAUGCUCGGAUUGAGGCCCUGCAGCUUGAGCUAAAAUCCACGAAGGGGAAAAUUGCACUGCACCUGCGCGAGUACCAGGACCUUCUGAAUGUCAAGAUGUCUCUGGAGAUUGAGAUAACAACAUACAGGAAACUUGUUGAAGGAGAGGAUCUGCGGCUCUCUGGCAUGAUGCAAACCCUGUCCCUUACUAGCUGUAGAAUGGGUGCCAUUGGUGGCGGGAUGAGCUUCACUGGAGGUGGAGGAGGCACGGGUGGUGUUAGUGGAAUGGGUGGUAUGAUGGGAGGAAGUGGCGGAGGGGUUGAAGGCAUGGGGAGUGGAGUAGCAAUGGGUGCAGGGGGCAUCGGUGCAGGGGGAAUGGGUGCAGGGGGCACCGGUGCAGGGGGCAUCGGUGCAGGGGGAAUGGGUGCAGGGGGUACCGGUGCAGGGGGCAUCGGUGCAGGGGGAAUGGGUGCAGGGGGCAUCGGCGCGGCUCAAGGCACUGGGGCUGGAGGAAUGGCUGGUGCUGGUGGUUCGGAUGACAAAAUGGGUCCUGGUGGGGCAGGAGGGGCGGAUAUGGGUGGCCUUCAUGGAUUGGGAGCUCGGGGUGGGGGUGUACGAGUUGGUGCUGGGGCUGGGGGUACUGGUCAAGGCAGGGGAGGCGAGGGGGCUAAAGAAAUGAAUGGUGAUGGCUCUGGGGAUGGCAUUGGGGGGUCUGGCUAUGGGGCUGGAGGUGUGGGCACCGGUCCUGGGGGUUUGGGCAGUGGUCUUGGUAGAGCGACGGAUGAUGGGAUUGGCAGAGGCAUAGAUAGAGAAGCAGGUAAAGAUCAUGGAUUGGGUGCUAACGGGAUGGGUGGCGGAAUCGGAGGCAAUGGAGGAACUGAGGGUGUGGGGGGAGGUGUUGCUCUGUCAGGCAUCGGUGGAAUGGGGACGAUUCGUGGAGGAAUGGGUGACACUGGAGGGUCCGAUGGAUAUGACGGCAACAAUGAGCCUUACGCAGAGCAAGCCGUUGAGCUGACGGAGAGGAGGACGGUACUCAUUAGUUAAAAAUGAGGAUCAGGUGCUGGAGAUGGACCACCAAGAACAGACCUACAUCAUUACUGGUGCAGCCGACGACUCCGACGACGAAUGAGCAGCAUGAAUUACUAAUUGACCUCCCCUCGCCCUUAAACCUCACCGCCCCUCUGAGCUUUGCACUGACCGCAGCCCAUGUCUGGGCACUGACCUUCGCCCUUUGCCCUGGACAAGAGCACCAUGAAUUACCCUUUGCCAGAGAGUGAAACAUUCACCUCAUGGGGUUAAAUAUGCCUCACUAGUAACACAACCCC
Pungitius pungitius (ninespine stickleback) is the source of this 2889-nucleotide messenger RNA. RefSeq lists its product as uncharacterized. Gene Ontology annotation, cellular component: cytoplasm; intermediate filament. Lineage: Eukaryota; Metazoa; Chordata; Actinopteri; Perciformes; Gasterosteidae. Gene Ontology annotation, molecular function: structural constituent of cytoskeleton. The coding region runs from base 482 to 2608 and encodes 708 amino acids. The record is from RefSeq and is a predicted model, not a curated record. Gene Ontology annotation, biological process: intermediate filament organization. The transcript has 11 exons.